CAGGACAAAGAGAAGGGCAUCACUCUUGAAGAUUUCAAGAUUAUUAAGAUGCACAUGGCUAAUUACAUACAGAGACUGGCCCAACAUGUGAAAGUGAGGCAAAGGUUUGAUCUUCAUGGUCUAUAUGUUACCUUUUCAUGGUUCCAUGGAAAAGAAGUUGGUUACAACUUUUAUGAUUGUUUGUGUAACUGGGGAUUAGAGGCUGCUAACCAGAGAAUGACUCACUGGUUAAACAUUGAGAAAUUGUGAACAUCAUAUAUCUUUGAACAUGAUAUGCCACUUUAAUAGGUUUAUUUUCUUAGAUUUAUCAAACCUCAUUUAGUGCCUUGUUGGAAACAAAACAGUGAUUUUUAUGAACUGCUGAUGAUUUAGAUUACUUCUGCUUGAAUAAUGGUCUCAUUUGCAAACUUCAGACCCAUUUUGCUUCUCUUACAUGUUUUUAUGACACAAUGUACAACUACAUCUUAUAUAUAUAAAUAACACUGAGGUUAAAUAAAAGAUUCUGAGAAUAUGAUACUGCUUCUAUAAGUUUUUAAGUAACUUCAACAUUGUUCAUAUCUUUGAGUUUGAGAGAUGUUUCAUGCAUUCAUGAGCGAACGUAAUAGAUGUAAUUCUGGACUGUGCAAUCAUUUGUGAAUUCAUUAUAUAUUUUCCUUUUAUUGUUACCUUUGAGAUGUGUUUGAUCUUUCAGGGUUGUUGCAACUGCAGUUACAUAUAUGAGACGUGUUUAUACCAGGUUUUUUUUUUUUUUGAUGAAUAUACCAUGUAUAUUUAAUUUUACUUCAUUUAUGAAUUAUGAUUUGUUAAAAGCAGAUGGUACUUUCAAUUAACAAAAUGACUGUAGCCUAUGGCUUCUAAUUAUUUUUCAUUGGUUUUUCAUCAGGCUAUGAAAUUCUUGAUUUUCACACUCACUGGUUCUAUCUUGCAAAAUCUUACAAAUACAUCACUCAGCUCACA
Messenger RNA from Rubroshorea leprosula, 957 nucleotides. The record is from the annotation of a GenBank genome assembly. Lineage: Eukaryota; Viridiplantae; Streptophyta; Magnoliopsida; Malvales; Dipterocarpaceae.